AUGCAACAAGAGCAAGAUCCGAGUUCUAUCAGGCUGCAAAUACUAGAAGUACAACCGGAACAAAGUCCUAAAGUCAAAGAAAUGUCAACAGAGCUUAAUCACCAACGAGUAAUACGAAAUCAAGAAACAUUACCUAUCAAAGUGCAAGUACCAGAAGUACAACAAGAACAAAGUCCUAAAGUCAAAGAAAUAUCAGCAGAGUAUUGUCAACCACGAGUCAUACAAAAACAGGAAAUAUUACAAGUUCAAAUGAAGCAAGUAACGCAGCAACAAGAUCCAAGACCUAAUAGUGUACAAAAGGCGCAACGACACCGAGAUCCAAGUCCCAUCAUGGUAGCACCUGAUGUAAAACAACAUCAAGCUACACAAGAACAAGCAGCACAGCACCAAGAUCUAAAACAUAUCAAAAAACAAAUACCAGAAAUACCACGACAACCAAAUCCUAAAUUCAACGAAAUGCCAGCAGAAUUUGGUCAACAGCUAGAUAUACAUGAGCACGUGGCACAACAGCAAGAUUCAAGACCUAGUAGCAUGGAAGAAGUACAACGACACCGAAGUGCAAGCCCUAUCAAUGUACCGCCAGGUCCAGAUGGAAAACAGCUACUAGAUACCCCAGAGCACGCAGUACAAGAAGUGUUUAACAUCUCGCAAGAACAACCACCGUCAAAGACUUCGCUAAUACCAUGGAAGCAAAAGGAUAAAAUUAUCAAAACGAAUUCAACAAAAGGUCAAAUAUAUGAUGAAAUACUUAGUCUUACCCAAUCAUUACCAUUAACACAACUACCACAGCAAAAGGAAAAAACAAUCCGCCUUCUAAAACAAGUAGGAGUAUGUUACGAGUAUCACGCAUCGAAAAAUCCACCUAGUAUUCAAAGUCGACAACAACAAGUGAAACAGCGAAGUGUAUUUCAACAAGACGAUCAUCACACCAAAGAGCAACACGACUUUUAUAAAAUAUAUAAGAGUCCAAAGCAACGUCACAGAAAUCACGCUGGCAGGUAA
Messenger RNA from Teleopsis dalmanni, 1002 nucleotides. RefSeq names its product putative mediator of RNA polymerase II transcription subunit 26. NCBI's taxonomy places the organism in Eukaryota, Metazoa, Arthropoda, Insecta, Diptera, Diopsidae. The coding region runs from base 1 to 1002 and encodes 333 amino acids. The record is from RefSeq and is a predicted model, not a curated record. The transcript has 2 exons.